ACUGAGGAGCAUCUGGGAGGGGGGAGUGGGAAGCCCCGUUUUCACGCUCGCGUUGGUUGUCUCCUCCAGUUCGAGGCGGAGUAUCGCCGCUUCGCCCUGAAGAGGAAUGGCCCCGGCGGCUUCCAGGAGUUCUACUGCCUCCUCCAGACCAUCCACCGCAUCCCCGGCGCUGACGUGCUGCUGGGAUACGCCGACGUCCACGGGGACCUCCUCCCCAUCAACAACGACGACAAUUACCACAAGGCCGUGUCGGCGGCCAACCCACUGCUCCGCAUCAUCAUCACCAAGAAAGAGGGCGAACCUGUCAUUUUUGCCACCAACUCCCUCCAGAGGCGUAAAAAGGGGCUUGGCUUAACCGGACUGCGCACCAGCGGCUCAGGCUCCACCCACUCAAAGAGCAGACCGGGGCUCAUGAUUGGCCUGCCGCAGAACUUCCGGCAGAUCUCAUCCAUCAUUGACGUGGACAUCUUACCCGAGACACACCGACGCGUGCGACUCCACAAGCACGGCACCCACAAGCCACUGGGCUUCUACAUCCGUGACGGCGUGAGCGUGCGCGUGACACCACAGGGCGUGGAGAAGGUCCCUGGGGUGUUCAUAUCUCGUCUGGUACGCGGUGGGCUAGCAGAAAGCACAGGGCUGCUGGGAGUUAAUGACGAGAUCCUCGAGGUCAACGGCAUCGAUGUAGCAGGAAAAUCGUUGGAUCAGGUUACAGACAUGAUGGUGGCAAACAGUCACAAUCUCAUUGUGACUGUCAAGCCGGCUAACCAGAGGAACAACGUGGUGCAUCGCGGGAGCAAAACCUCAAUGGGCAACUCUGGUUCCGUGGGCUCAGCUGGAUCCAACAACUCCGCCCUGUCACAUGACUCACCAAGCCCCGCCUCCCAGAGCAACCCCAUCACUGCGAGCAACAGCAUUGCCGAGGGCGACAGCGAUGACGACGACGACGACGGCGACCUCAUUCUUGAGAACGACUGCCUGACGCCCUACGACUCCCACCUGGUAACCAACAGCAACAACACUAACCUCAACAGAGACUCGGCCGGCGGCAGGCCGCACAGCCCGGCCGCGGCUCGGCCCCUCCCACAGAGCGUCUCGUUGCCCAAUAGCGUCGGAGCGUCCCUGAGUGACAGCUCGACGGCGCUGUCCAAUCACAACGGAAACCCCGCCCACACGUCUAGCAGCAGUCAAGAGAGCAUGAGAGAAGACGGCAACAUAAUCACACUGUAGCCGUGGCGACAUUGACAGCGACCCUGUGACAGUUGGGACUCUGAGAUGUUACACCCGCGCGGUGCGGUUACCAGGACAACGACAGAUGGCUGUGCUCCUGCAACGCAGAGAUACGGGACAGAAGGUUCUGCUAGCUUCUUAGCGCUAGCUAGCCUUGGCGGAUCAUGUGUUUUCACAAUCUCCCGGCAUAACCACACUUUUUAUAGGUCUGCCUCAUGCGGCUGAGGUAAUGUACAAAGCUGAUUUAUCAGCUUCAAAACAAUAAUUUAUAGUCAACGGAAGGAAAUGAUUAAAUGCCAUAAUGUAUUAGCCAAUCCGUGGAGACCUUUAGAGAGCAGAGAGCUCCUGUCAAAGCCAUAAGUCAGUUUGAUGUCAACACGUUGGAGAAAAAUCACCUCUUCUCCAGCAGCACCAAUCAGAAACAUCACUAUUAGCUGGAGGACUGACGACUUGUUCACCACAACAAGACGGUGACAGAACGGUACAGAGUUAAAUGGGCAGGGCUCUAUUUUCUUGGCAGCACAACGACCAGUGCAAACAGCGCUCCAACGGUUUGGUAGUUUCCGGACUUUGCCCACGUCUGUUUGCCAUUAUGGGGAUUUUAAUGGACACAAGCAAAGUUAAUACUUGCAGGAUUUAUAAUUUUUUUUAAAUAUGUGCAUUGCAAAAUGAAAUCUGUCUGCAUUUAUCUAGAAAGGGAUGUGAGUGGUUCUUCACGGCUGCUUUAUACUGUAUGAAAAGGUGCCGACACCUGAAGGCAUCAGGACACACACACAUGGAUUAUUCAGAUUUGAAUAGGGCCAAUCAGAAGGCAGCUGUUUCAGAGCUGCGAGAGCAAUGAUGUGAUUGGCUGAGAGUGUAUUUAUUUAUCUCCCACACCUUCUAAUCUAUAUUCCACUUCAGCCGACCCGUUUGCACCAAAAUAGCAGGUCACAAAGCUUUGCACUGGUUGUCGCACUUGCAACGUUAAAGUAUUGCCCUAAAUGUUUUAGAAAUAAUAACAUACCAAAAUAUAUUCAAGACAGAGUAAAAUGACCCAAAAGGGAUUUCGGCAAUACUUUUUUCAAAUUUCUUGUUUUUAAAUUUAGAUUUUUUUUUUUCUUUUCUCUAAAUCAGCUGUCGAAUAAUAAUCAUGAUCUCAUUGGUUUGAUUUUUAAAUGUGUAUAAAUAAAGAGAAACUAUGGGUUAAAACGGUCACUUCUAUGGUAUUGUCAGGCUAAGAUAUAGCUGUUACCUUCUGGCAUUGCAAAUAUAGAAACACUGUGAAUCACAUAUAUCAUAAUUUCACCAACAUUUAUUUUGAAAAUAGGAUUGGGAGGAAAUGGAAAAUGGGUGAUGUGCGAUUAUAUUUCAUGAUUUUCACACUAAAUUUGAGAAUUAAAGGGCAGCAAACUCACUCAUGCGUUAUGCACACAAACACACUAAUAAGCAUCAUGGAGCAGGGGUCAAAAUAAGGAAACUCCUGUCACUGCUAUCUGGACCAUAUAAACCAGUGUUUGUGUGUGUGUGUGUGUGUGAGGCCGGGUCGUUCUGGGCGUAUCGCCUUACGAGGUGUUGGCGGUCUUGCUCUGCACUGCACUCUUUCUUUACUUUCCUCCUCCGUCUCGCGUUCUCCUUCCAAUUACACCAAAACAUUUUUCGGUCAAACCGAAUCAAUGUCACGUUUUUUUUUUACAAGAUAAUAUCGGCUUUAUGAAGCGCAACAGAAGAUGGACAGAUAAUUAUGAAUCCAAGUAGUUUAUUAUUUGUCAGAAAUAAAAAUCACAACACCCUAAAAGAAAUAUGAUGGCGCUCUAUGGUGUGCUUGUGUUUCGCGUCGUCUGCCAGUUGGACUAAUCCUGCUCUGAACAGUCCUUGUGCCCUGGGGGAGGAAACCCUGUUUCCACUCAACAUUCUGGAGUCUCGCGUUAGAAAACGGAAACAUUUAAAGCGUCCUCAAUUGUGUGAAUGAUGUUUCUUUACCCUCACUUGAGCUGGUUUUACCUUUUUGGAAAAGGUAAAUGGGUUACGGAAACACUUUUGCCAAAUAAAUUCUGACGUUGCAAACAUUUCACUCAAUAAAUUCAAUUUUUCUCUCGUAGCUGGUUAGACGGCCCUGCUGAUUUGUUUUGAUUGCCGUUCCCAACCUUUACUUUCUUUUCUGUUAACUGGCGGAUUACAGACAUACGUAACCAACAUUUGCACAACAAUUAAAUGGAAACUUGGCUACUGAACCCAUUAUAGGCUGAAAGAAUCAAGACUUUUAACUGGUUGAAAGCAACGAUUAUGGUAAGUUGUCCUUUUAAAGUGGCAUUUCAACUUUUAAGUAAAUACUAACGAACCAGUUAUUUGUCACUGAUGGCUUUUUCCUCUAGUUUGAGACACACUACAUAGCUUUGUAGGACGACAUCUAAGAAACAGACUGAGGAAAAUUACAGCAAACAUGAGAACAAGCAUUGAAGAGAUGACCAUACAGUUCUUCAACCGUCUGUUAGCUUGUGUGGAAGUGAAGCAGUGCGUAAGAGAGGUCUUUUGUGACGGAAAGGUCAGUGACUUACAAAAAGAAAUCCCCCCCCCCCCACAGAUAAAGUGAUCAACAAUUUCGGAGCCCAUGGGUAUGAUGACGAUUUCACCCUCUGGUGGUAUCAGGGAUAUCGGGGCCAAGACUUGCUUGUUUACAGAGCGAUUAACAACUUCAGACGCAAAACUGGAGUUUGAGUUAAAAGACGGCGUCAGCGACAAGAUUGUUUCAUGUUCCAAUGCUACAAACGGAAAGCAGAACGCUUCUGAUCCCAAAAUCUUGUCCCGUUACCUCCAGAUUCUGCAUUCGUAUGCGUGUUUAUAGAGAUUAAGUGAUCCACAACCUUUUCAAAGUAUCAUCAAAGCUUGCCCUGCUCUCCAACCCCUCACAGAUAAACACGGUCUAGUGAACACGUUCAGCCCCUGUUGGACCCGUUCAUAUAGAGUUGAAUUCCUGGUCGUCACGCCGUGUGUUUCACAGCUCAACCAUAAAUUGACAUUGAACCUACAUUGAAAGGUUACAUUAAAGGUUUGGUUGGCCAGUGCAUUUUCCUGUUGCAGACAAAUACCUAAACCCUAGUAUUACUCUGUGUGUACGGCAAAGCUUGAUGUAAACUGUCUCUUGCUGCAGUUCAAAUUACAAAUAGAAAAUUCCUAAAGAAAUUUUGACAUUGUGGCUUCUGCUGCCCGAAGAAAUCGCAAUAUAUACACACGCCAAU
Messenger RNA from Anarrhichthys ocellatus (wolf-eel), 4448 nucleotides. It is a transcript of the gene pard6a, whose product is annotated as par-6 family cell polarity regulator alpha. Gene Ontology annotation, molecular function: protein binding. The transcript has 5 exons. NCBI's taxonomy places the organism in Eukaryota, Metazoa, Chordata, Actinopteri, Perciformes, Anarhichadidae. Gene Ontology annotation, biological process: establishment or maintenance of cell polarity; regulation of cellular localization; centrosome cycle. The annotation marks the transcript as partial. The record is from RefSeq and is a predicted model, not a curated record. Gene Ontology annotation, cellular component: cell cortex; apical plasma membrane; nucleus.